GACAUAGGCUCCCUGGAGAGGGGUGGGACUGGCUCCCAAGCCUGUGAGUCACCCGGGCUCUGCACAAACCAUCAAUCCCAUUACUUGCCUUGUGCGGGCGGGCGCGCGGGCAGUCGGACGCUGUCGCCUCCUCCUCCUUCUCUUCUUCUUUCCUCACCUCCACCAGCAGCACUUUUUCACCUUCCUCAGCAGCCUCCUUCGGCGACUCCAUGGCGAGCUGGUUGGACUUGUUACAGUGUCACAUCCUUCUCCUCAGCCGUGGGGCCAACUUCCCUCCCAGCUAGGGUCCCUCUCCUCCUCCUCCUCCUCAGCAGCAGCAAAGUGAUGGGAUAGAGACGGGACCUCUGGAAGGAAGGAGGGAAGGAGUGAAGGAAGGUAAAAAGGAAGGACUCUGCUGUCUCAGCCACCCUCCACCUGGAUGCCCCCUCUUCCCGCCUCCUGAGUCCCCCUCCCCUCAAAACAGAACUCAUUCCUCUCAUUUCCCCCUUUCCUUUGUCAACCUGGAUUGUUGAAAUCUUCCCAAAAGGAUCCUGAUGUCCGAACUUCUCUUCCUUCCGUCCGCACUUUCUUGUCCUAAGGCUGUUUUCGGUGAAGAGCUUUGACAUCUGUAGAAGCAGCUGGAAGUGAGGAUAUAUGUUGGGGAAAGGAGGAAAGCGGAAGUUUGAUGAGCAUGAAGAUGGGCUGGAAGGCAAAGUGGUGUCUCCGACUGAUGGUCCAUCUAAGGUGUCUUACACCUUACAGCGCCAGACUAUCUUCAACAUUUCCCUUAUGAAACUUUAUAACCACAGGCCAUUAACGGAGCCAAGCCUACAAAAGACAGUUUUAAUUAACAACAUGUUGAGGCGAAUUCAGGAGGAACUCAAACAGGAAGGCAGCUUGAGGCCUGUGUUCAUCGCCCCUUCGCAGCCUACCGAUCCUCUGGGAGACAACUUCCGAGAGGUUCAGCCUGCCUUUAGCCAUCUGGCCUCGCCGCCAGUCCACCCCACUGACUCAGCAAGCACUACACCACUGGAGUCUUGCCUCACCCCUGCCUCUCUGCUUGAGGAUGACACUUUUUGCACUUCCCAGACUAUCCCCCACGAUGGUCCUAUGAAACUACCACCUCCAACUGUCCAACCAGUAAAGGACAGCUUCUCCUCGGCCUUGGACGAAAUUGAGGAGCUCUGUCCAACACCUACCUCCGCUGAGGCAGUAGUAGCUGCAGUAACAGCAGACACGACGGCAUCAGAUCAUGCUAAGGAGAACGUCAGUGCAUCCUGCAUUCAGAAGUCCGAGGGCGUCCAGGAGAGCAGAAUAAAUGAACCUAAACUGAUGGACUCCUUACCUGGUAAUUUUGAGAUCACGACAUCUACAGGUUUCCUUACAGACUUGACCUUGGAUGACAUUCUCUUUGCUGACAUUGAUACGUCUAUGUAUGAUUUUGAUCCUUGCACAUCUUCUACUGGGGCUGCCUCAAAAAUGGCUCCUGUCUCCGCAGAUGACCUCCUAAAGACGCUGGCUCCUUACAGCACCCAGCCAGUAACCCCCAAUCAGCCUUUCAAAAUGGACCUUACAGAACUGGAUCAUAUAAUGGAGGUGCUUGUUGGGUCUUAAAAAUAUAGCAACUUCUUAAAAUGUACCAGUAUCAACACUUGGUAGUAUUUUCACAGCCACCCGCCCCCUUCCUUGCAGACCUUCCCAGACAGACAGACAGACAGACAGACAGACAGACAGACAGACAGACAGACAGACAGACAGACACCCACACACCACCAAGCAUGAAUCUUUGCCUGUCUUCUCUCUCUCUUUUUUUUUUAAUGAUCACACUAGUUUUUGCUUCAAGCAGAGUUGGAGUGCCUUCAUCCAUUUAUGACCACUUUAAAUAUUUUUUUGAAAGUGGUUCCUCAAGGGAGACAUGAAAUCCUGAUAUAGGAAAAAAAAUGCAUAUUGUAAACAAUAUUGAUAUGAUUGACAGAAAGAAAGAAAAAAAAUGUAAAAGCUAAGCACAAGGAUUAUGUUGGGGAAAAGCUGUAAAUUGCAUGUGCAUAUUUGUCUAUUUUUUCUAUAAGUUUUAUUGCAAGAGGUUAAAAUAUUAUUUAGAUAAUCGCAGUACCUUUUUGGCAUUUUAGCCCUCUCUAGAUUGACUUAGCAAUUCAGCCUUUUUAGAGGUAUUAACGAUUCCUCUUUAAAUGUUGCAUUUACAUGGCUCUUUAGAAAACUGCUAUCCAAAUUUAUUUUAUAUUUUUGUACAGAUUCUGCAAUUUAUGAUAUUGAGGGGUCUUUUCUUAAAAAAAGGAAAAUAAAAUAAAAACAAAAGAAAAUGCUGUUUAUACUCUCUCACACACAAACAAAAAGGAAAUAGCUAUUUUGGUAGGAUUUGCUCACCCAGUUCCUGCAUACACCUUCUGAUGUACAAGAACUGCUUGUAGUUUUAUACAGACUUGUAGUGUUUUAUACGCGUAUAAUGGUGCAAAGAGAAAUUUGGAUCAAAUCAGUCUGCAGUUGGCCUCCCUCACGGAGACACACGCACUUGAAGGAAAAGGCCAAGGGCUCUUCCUCUUACCAGUUUCACAAAUAUUUACUCCCUGCUGCAUACUACUGUGAUUAACAAAAAACCUUAGAGCCAUGUAUAUUCCAACACUGAUGUCAAACAGUUGGCAGGAAAUAGCUGUGAAACUUCAUUAUGAUGAUAUUCCCUCCUCCUUUCUCCCAUCCUACAAUUACCAAGACUCCUUUUCUGAAGUUUCUUUAGAAAAUAAAAAAAUAAGACUUCAGCCACAGCGCAGCACAACGUUGCGUGCCCCUCCGUGUGUAUUGGUUCGGAUCCUAACUUUUUGCCUCCUACAUGGUGGGAGGGUUGCGGUCAUGGAAAUCCCCUUUUUCGAGUGCAACCCUCUUCCUGUCUACGGCAGGAAAAGUUAGGAUUCAGCCCGGAGAAAUCAGUGGCCUUAAGCAUACUUAACUCUUUUUUGGGAUGUGGCCAUUGUAUUUGCAUCUGGUUUUAGAAUGUCAUGAUACAGCAAAUAGUAAUCUGAUUUCAGCGUCAGCGUAAAUACCAUAUGGCUGCAGCAGUAAAUUUUUGUUUUGUGUUUCGUCUCAAAAGUAAAGUCCCAUUUCCUUUUGGCUGUGUAUUGGCCAGCCUUGCUUAAGAGUAAGUUGCGUUGAGUGUGGAGCUUCCUGCCAGGGAAAUGCAUUGAGGUCUCUUCCCUUCUCCCUUCUGGUAUAAUGCAAACAUACUUUGUUCCUUUGAUUUAGUCUUACCCUUGCUCUUUUCUUGGGACGUUAUUCUUAUUGUUAUUAUCACUACUCACUGUGUUGACGAGUGCUGAAAAAAAGGCAACUUCAGUAUUAUUGCAGUGAAAUCAUCUCUUUUUGGCAUUGGAUGGACUCACUCGAAUAUCCAUUGCCGUCAGAACUGGAGCCGCUCACAUUCUGGACACUUGGUAUUUUCUCAAGGGUUGGUUUCCUGACUCAAGCGUGUUACCUGCUUUACACUUUACAAGGCCUAUUUUACAAUGUAUAGACAACUGCAACUCUCUAUGCAUGUUUCCUUCCCGCCGAAGUCUUCUCAUUGCUGCACCUGUUGCCAAUUUUUUUUCCUUCUGUAUUCAUUAUGAUGUACAUUUAUUUUAACGAAAACUUGCAAUGUUAUCAUGCCUGUUGCUGAAACUGUUAUGGCAUAUGAAUUUAAAUGGUACUUAAUUGAGUGCAGGUUACAAACUAUAUUGUUGAUAUGCAUAUGGCUUCUUUAGGAAUAACUUUUAUAUUUAUUUAAGAAAUUUUAAAUUAUGUUUUAUGUAAUUUGGCAAUAUUCAGUCGGUUCUGCUCACUUCUUGUCAUGGAUUAAAAAAAAGAUUGGGUCUUGUCUGCCUCUAGGUAGGCAGCUGUAUAAAACUGGCACUUUAGAACAGGCCAUAUAUCUAUUUAUUUAAAUACAUGUAAUGUAUUAUGCGUAAGGCACACACAACUCCUCAUUCCUAUACAAACCUUUGUGAAAAUUAGAGAAUUGCUCAUCAGUGAAAAGUCUCUCAUUGAUGUAGCAGCAUGCUCACAAAAGGAAUUCUUGAAGUUGUCCUUAUUCGAGAACAUUUUGUGUCCAUUUCCAGUGUUGGAGAAGGUAGAGCAGAGAAAAGUCAGUGUUUUUAAUCGCAAGGUGUAGUAACUUAUAUAGAUUGCCAGAUUGUAUGUGCAGGGACGUGUUCUUCUGUGUUACUUUGACGCCAACUGUCAUUGUGAAACACCCUAUCACAUAAAGACCUUGUAGUGGUGCCGAUUGCCAUGCCUCCUCCCCAAA
Anolis sagrei ordinatus is the source of this 4273-nucleotide messenger RNA. It is a transcript of the gene SERTAD2, whose product is annotated as SERTA domain containing 2. Gene Ontology annotation, molecular function: transcription regulator activity. NCBI's taxonomy places the organism in Eukaryota, Metazoa, Chordata, Lepidosauria, Squamata, Anolidae. The record is from RefSeq and is a predicted model, not a curated record. Gene Ontology annotation, cellular component: nucleus.